This is a messenger RNA of Saccharomycopsis crataegensis, 180 nucleotides long. RefSeq lists its product as uncharacterized. The record is from RefSeq and is a predicted model, not a curated record. The transcript has a single exon. Bases 1 to 180 code for a protein of 59 amino acids. Lineage: Eukaryota; Fungi; Ascomycota; Saccharomycetes; Ascoideales; Saccharomycopsidaceae.
AUGGCGCAUGGCAUUGCAUUUGAGAGGUGCGAUCUUCCAUUUGAUUACAAAGCUUCACCAACAGCUACCGCCCCCAAACUCCGUGAAUUUUUCGUUUGGCUACCUCGUACUGCCUUAUCAAAUGAUUUUGUGAACAUUUGUGUUUCUGAUCGUGGAAAAAGAAAAGGUUUCAAUCAGUAA